Galeopterus variegatus (Sunda flying lemur) is the source of this 1440-nucleotide messenger RNA. RefSeq names its product cyclin B1 (gene CCNB1). Gene Ontology annotation, biological process: mitotic metaphase chromosome alignment; mitotic cell cycle phase transition; regulation of cyclin-dependent protein serine/threonine kinase activity. Gene Ontology annotation, cellular component: nucleus; mitochondrial matrix; cytoplasm. The transcript has 8 exons. Lineage: Eukaryota; Metazoa; Chordata; Mammalia; Dermoptera; Cynocephalidae. Gene Ontology annotation, molecular function: cyclin-dependent protein serine/threonine kinase regulator activity. The coding region runs from base 235 to 1440 and encodes 401 amino acids. The record is from RefSeq and is a predicted model, not a curated record.
CCCUGGAAACGCAUUCUCAGGGAACCGGCAGUCGCCAAUGGGAAGGGAGCGAGUGCCACGAACAGGCCAAUAAGGAGGGAGCGGUGCGGGGUUUAAACCUGAGGCAGAGCUGGUUUCUCCCGGCGUGCUGCGUAGGAACGGCUGUUGGCCUGUGCUGGUUUAGGUCCUCGGCUCGUCGGGGGCUCUGGCGUUCUGCUUCUCCCCGCUGAGCUGCUGCCUGGUGGAGAGGAAGCCAUGGCGCUCCGGGUCACCAGGAACACGAAAACUAAUGCUGAAAAUAAGGCGAAGAUCAGUAUGGCAGGCGCAAAACGUGUGCCUUUGGCCACCGCUGCAGCCUGCAAGCCUGGGCUGAGGCCAAGAACAGCUCUUGGAGACAUUGGUAACAAAGUCAGUGAACAGCUACAGGCCAAAAUGCCUCUGAAAAAGGAAAUAAAAACUUCAGCUACUGGAAAAGUUGCUAAAAAACUACCAAAACCUCUGGAAAAGGCGCCGGUGCCCGAGCCAGAGGCGGAGCCACAGCCUGAGCCUGAGCCUGUUAAAGAAAAACUUUCGCCUGAGCCUAUUUUGGUUGAUACUCCCUCUCCAAGUCCAAUGGAAACAUCUGGAUGUGCCCCUGCAGAAGAAUAUCUGUGUCAGGCUUUCUCUGAUGUAAUUCUUGCAGUGAAUGAUGUGGAUGCAGAAGAUGGAGCUGAUCCAAACCUUUGUAGUGAAUAUGUGAAAGAUAUCUAUGCUUAUCUGAAACAACUUGAGGAAGAGCAAGCAGUCAGAGCAAAAUACCUACUAGGUCGGGAAGUCACUGGAAACAUGAGAGCCAUCCUAAUUGACUGGCUAGUACAGGUGCAAAUGAAAUUCAGGUUGCUUCAGGAGACUAUGUACAUGACUGUUUCCAUUAUUGAUCGGUUCAUGCAGAAUAAUUGUGUGCCCAAGAAGAUGCUGCAGCUGGUUGGUGUCACUGCCAUGUUUAUUGCAAGUAAAUAUGAAGAAAUGUACCCUCCAGAAAUCGGUGAUUUUGCUUUUGUGACUGACAACACUUACACUAAGCACCAAAUCAGACAGAUGGAAAUGAAGAUUCUAAGAGCUUUAAACUUUGGUCUGGGUCGCCCUCUACCCCUGCACUUCCUUCGGAGAGCAUCUAAGAUUGGAGAGGUUGAUGUUGAGCAACAUACUUUGGCCAAAUACCUGAUGGAACUAACUAUGUUGGACUAUGACAUGGUGCACUUUCCUCCUUCUCAAAUUGCAGCAGGGGCUUUUUGCUUAGCACUGAAAAUUCUCGAUAAUGGUGAAUGGACACCAACUCUACAGCAUUACUUGUCAUACACUGAAGAAUCCCUUCUUCUUGUUAUGCAGCACCUGGCUAAGAAUAUAGUCAUGGUGAAUCGUGGGCUUACACAUUCAGACUGCUUUUUCUCUUUGCCUCUACAGACAGUGCUGUUUAAAUAG